AAUGUCCUAUGACCUUUCAACUUUCAAGAUGGCGGCCUGGGGCUGAAAAAUCGAGUGCGAAACAUCUGGAGUUUGUCGGUGGCGUUUUGGUUGGUUUACACAAGUGUGCUGGUAGCUAUGAAUCACUUACAUCGGUUAUUCAGGAUAACACAGGUUGACAGACCCGUUUUGCUUGCGAUAACACGACGGCUUUCGUCCAAGGUGCCCACUGAACCUACAUGGAAGGAGGUUGACGAGAGCAAACUACCGAAUCCUACAAAGAUUGACCAGGACACCAUUGCCCAUUUGGAGAGACUGGCACUAGUGGACUUUGCCAACAAGGAAGGCAUUAGGAGGCUGGAAGCAGCGAUACGAUUCGCCGACCAAAUGUUCCUUGUUGACACCACUGGGGUUGAACCCAUGGAUUCAGUGUUGGAGGAUAGAGAACUGUACUUACGAGAUGAUGUGGUCACAGAGGGGAACUGCAAGGAUGAUAUACUGAGGAAUGCUGGCAAGGUAGUGGAAGACUACUUUGUUGCACCUCCAGGGAACAUUCCUCUGCCAAAGAAAGAAGAAUACGACAGCUGACCAACCUCAUACGGUGUCCACACCAAAUAGUCAAGUGUGAAUAUACUUGGGGUGCUAACUUGUUACAAAAUUCUAUGUUUAUAGAAUGGUUCAUUUUCCUUCAUUAAAAAAUAACAUGCACCCAUUAUGUUAAAACAAUUUCAUUAGUGAUGAUACACAUUAAGGAAAGAAUGCAUUCUUUGAAGUCAGUGAAUUAUGGAAAGCUAGGGUUAUUUGCCCUAAAUUUUUAACAUAACAUUGUGUUUAUACUGUAACAUGUUCAGACUUGUAC
Branchiostoma floridae (Florida lancelet) is the source of this 838-nucleotide messenger RNA. RefSeq names its product glutamyl-tRNA(Gln) amidotransferase subunit C, mitochondrial. The coding region runs from base 118 to 567 and encodes 149 amino acids. Gene Ontology annotation, biological process: glutaminyl-tRNAGln biosynthesis via transamidation; regulation of translational fidelity; mitochondrial translation. Lineage: Eukaryota; Metazoa; Chordata; Leptocardii; Amphioxiformes; Branchiostomatidae. Gene Ontology annotation, molecular function: glutaminyl-tRNA synthase (glutamine-hydrolyzing) activity. The record is from RefSeq and is a predicted model, not a curated record. The transcript is spliced from 5 exons. Gene Ontology annotation, cellular component: mitochondrion; glutamyl-tRNA(Gln) amidotransferase complex.